Messenger RNA from Penicillium nucicola, 951 nucleotides. Its product is annotated as type 1 glutamine amidotransferase. Lineage: Eukaryota; Fungi; Ascomycota; Eurotiomycetes; Eurotiales; Aspergillaceae. Bases 1 to 951 code for a protein of 316 amino acids. The transcript has a single exon. Gene Ontology annotation, cellular component: cytosol; nucleus. The record is from RefSeq and is a predicted model, not a curated record.
AUGGAUUCCCGUCAACUACACAUCGCUGUCCUUGACACGGAUAUUCCCUGUCAGCGUGUCUACGCCAAGCGAGGCCUGUACAGCUCGCAGUUCAGAUCCCUCCUGUCUGCCGCCGCAAAGCGAAUCAAUGCAAGCGAAUACAAGCCAGCGUCAGAAUAUCUCGGCGUCCAUGUCACUGCGUUUGACAUAGUUGGCGACUCGCUGCCACCCUACGAGGGCUUGCGAGUCAACGCCUGGUCUUCCGCGGAGAAACAAUCUCCUGGAUUUCCAGGACCCAUUGACGCGAUUCUGGUCACUGGCGCUGCAGCGGCAGUAUAUGAUGACUUGCAUUGGAUUCCUGGUCUGAAAAGCUACCUGCAAAAAGUGUAUUCGGGCUAUCCACUAGUCAAAAUAUUCGGGUCAUGUUUCGGCCAUCAACUGAUAGGUCAAGCACUACUCGCAAGUGACAAUAUCUAUACAUCUCAAGGAUCUUCUUUCAAGGUCUCCGUUGGAUUGUCUUCACAUGGUCACGAAAUCGGCAUUCAUCCUAUCGCCUUGAAUCCGGCAUUUGUUUGCAACUUCCCACCCCUGGCGCGGUUUUCGCAACAACCAUUUCGCAUGCAACUCAUUCAUGGCGAUGCAGUACUAUCUUCACCGGAGUCUUCUACUGAUUCGGAAGCCCUUCUACCCGAGCCGUGGCUCAAUAUGGGAAGCAGUCAAAUCUGCCCGAUACAAGGUCUCUACCAGCCUGGUCGCGUUCUCACAUUCCAAGGGCAUUUCGAAUUUGACGCCUUUGCCACGGCUGAGCUAUGUCGCAAAUUUGCUGAUUCGUUUCACUGGUCUCCGGUCGUGCUCGCUUCUCAUUUGGCAAAUAUCGAGCGCUCUAUAGUCCCGGGAAAGGACGACGAUGAUGAUUCUAAAGCAGCCGCGGAAGCAGUCCUUUUGUUCUUUGCCGGAUCGGACCAGUCAUAA